GCUCCAUCCAGUUUGAUGCUCAGUCAACUAUCCUCUCCGGAGAAACACACAGCAGCGACAACAACAUAAACAAUCUGAGACUCAUUCUGCAAACUUCAUCUGACCGGUAAAUUCAGUCGUGUCGCCAUGGUGAAAGGGGACGUUAACAAGCCAAAGGGCAAAACGUCAGCCUACGCCUUUUUCGUCCAGACCUGCCGCGAAGAACACAAGCGGAAACACCCCGAACAGUCGGUCAACUUCGCGGAGUUCUCCAAGCAGUGUUCUGAGAGAUGGAGGGGUCUGACUGCGAAUGACAAGCGUCGUUUUGAGGACAUGGCGAAGAACGACAAGGUGCGUUAUGAGAGGGACAUGAGGGGGUACGUCCCCCCAAAGGGGAUGGCCAAAAGUGGUAGGAAGAAGAAGGACCCCAACGCUCCAAAACGACCCCCGUCUGCCUUCUUUGUGUUCUCUGCAGAGUUCCGUCCUACGGUCAAACAGGAGUUCCCAGGCUGUUCUAUAGGAGAGUGCGCUAAGAAGCUGGGGAUCAUGUGGGGUCAACAGACUCCAACCCAGAAACAGCCGUUUGAAGAGAAGGCUCUCCGACUGAGGGAGAAAUACGACAAGGAUAUGGCUGCAUACCGCUCCGGUGCGAACGUAAAGCGGGCGCCGAUGCGACCCGGUCCCGGUGGCUCGUCUGGUGUGAUGCCCCACGCCGCGGCCGGUGGUGGAGACGACGAUGACGACGAUGACCUGGAGGACGAUGACGACGAAGAGGAUGAUGAUGAUGACGAGUAGAGCUGUUAGUGUUGUGUUCCAGCCUGUUGGAUCAGUAUGUUUGUUUUACCUCGCCCCCUGCACACCGGGUUGGUUUAGUUUUCACAUUUUGAGACCUAAAAGUGUAAACUCCACCCACCCGGGGUCACGGCUAGCUAAAACACACCCGGUUCCAGAGGAGGAAUCUGAUUGGUUGAAAGGUUGUGUGUGUGUGUGUGUGUGCCUGUCAGUGACCCUGGAGGACUGGCCCUAGGUCAGGGGUCAAAGGUUAGUUAGAGCUGGGCUGGACCAGACACAACCCGUAGGGGACUUAUAUUACCGCGUGUAAAUGAUUACUCAUCAUCUUAAACAUCUGUAACCCUGGUAACAGUUGCUGUGGGCCAACAUGUCCAAUAGCAGAGCUCUGUUGAGGGCUGGAUCUCUAGGAGGAUGUUGUUCCCCGGGCUUGUUCAGGCUCCUCAAUAUUAUCACGUGUUGUAACAGCCUGCUUUAAAAACACUGUUUUAUUUUUUUAAUUGAAAAAUGUGUCCUGAAACCCAUAUGUAGAAUCUGACUUUUUAUAAUAACAUUUUUAUGAUUCUGAAAAUGAA
Molecule: messenger RNA, 1343 nt
Organism: Salvelinus namaycush (lake trout)
Lineage: Eukaryota; Metazoa; Chordata; Actinopteri; Salmoniformes; Salmonidae
Product: high mobility group protein B2-like
Exons: 6
Coding region: 127-774 (215 amino acids)
Biological process (GO): regulation of transcription by RNA polymerase II
Molecular function (GO): DNA binding, bending
Source: RefSeq, a predicted model, not a curated record